Messenger RNA from Puccinia triticina, 1725 nucleotides. RefSeq lists its product as uncharacterized. The coding region runs from base 1 to 1725 and encodes 574 amino acids. The transcript has 4 exons. The record is from RefSeq and is a predicted model, not a curated record. Lineage: Eukaryota; Fungi; Basidiomycota; Pucciniomycetes; Pucciniales; Pucciniaceae.
AUGUACCACUCCGGCCAAGAGUACUACAUACUGCUGAAAUUAUUCACAGCACUCGCUUACCUAACAUAUUAUUUAAGCUGCCAGCCACCCAACCCGCUUCCCAGCCUGCCCCUCCGCCCAUCAGAACCAGCCAUGCUGAGCUCGACCAGGACCAUCACCACCGACCGUCGCCACAUCGACCCCAACCCUGACCGGCUCCAGCUCAUCUCGUCGUCCCCAGCAGCCAAGCCAGCCUCGCUCCUCCUGCUCAGCACCAGUGCCGAGGCUGCAGUCGCCGAAAGCAGACGCUUCGAACGCAGCUCCCGCCACUCCUCCCUCUCCAACAGCCUCGGCUCCCCGCCGAACCAGUCCACCAACAGACACCACCACAAGCUCCGGCCCGCCUCCCCCCCCUCCCCAUCCUCCUCCUCCACCUCCUCCUCGUCCCUCCACCCCCACCAUCUCAGCUACCACCAUCUCACCCAUCCCCGGAACCUCUCCCAGUCCCCGCUCAGGAACAACCACCAGCAGCGCAUCCACCAUCGACACACCCAGGCCGUCGCACUCUCCAGCAGCUACCAUCCAGCCCCCACGCCCACCACCAGCAAUCUCCCAGCCGCCGUCGCCGCCAGCAGCAACACCACAACCAACAGCAACAGGCGUGAGCCAGCGAAGACGAACCAGCUGUUCAAGUGUGAGAAGUGUCUCAAGGUUUACAGACACCCCCAGUGCUUAGUGAAGCAUCGCUGGGAGCACACCGAGUACUGGGCAGAUGCCUCAAAGCUAAUGUUGAGCAAACAUCAGCAAGUGCAAAUGUUAGAGGCGGCUGCGAUUUUAGCGGCACCAUCUGGAAGCUUACCCGAGUCAAGGUCGUUGUGGCCUGCAGCGGUUUCCUCGUCUGAGGCUGGUCUCCUGGGCUCGGACCAAGUCAACCUGGAAGUGAUUUAUUCGCGCCAAGCGGCUCGUGCGCUCAGCCAUCCCCACCACCAUUACCGCUCCUCGUCAACCUCAUGUGUUCCCUUGCGCCAGACGCGGGAAAGUACGGAUGUGGAGAUGAACGAAGAUGCAGGGAUGCAAGGAUCUGCCGAAGACGAACGUGGCUCGGAGGCGGCUGGGGAAGAGGGGGAAGAUGAGAUCAUGUUUUCGAUGUCGCUGGAUGGCGAGGAGAGCUCAUGCUCGAAUGUCGGCCGGGCCAAGCCGCGGAUCGAGGGGCGCGGAGGGAGUGUGCGGAGCAGUAGCAUCUCCUCGUCGGUUUCUGGGCCGCCACCGAUCGGCUAUUUCGAGCGGCGCAACCCGCAAUCGGUCUCGAGCGUGGUCUCCAACCUGGGCUCCCUGGAACGCCUGGCCCUGUCGAGCUCGGGCCCGAAGAGCCGGCUGGUGGCCUCUCUCCCGGCGAUGGUCGCCUACCAGCCUGCUCUGGACACCCACCACCAAGCCAACCAGUUCGUCUACCACGCCUCCGAGUCGAUCUUCAAGCCCACGACGCCCUACCAGGACAGCCAGCUCCGCUUCGAAGGCCGUCGCCACUUCCAUCACUCCGACCUCGUCGACGACGAACCGUUCCCUCCCACGGCCCCUGCGCCCGCCGGCCAACCCGCUGCCUCCGCGCAUAAUGGCGACAAGCUGCCCGUCGAGGACGAGUCCACUACCGAGGAAGAAGACGACGACGAUGAUGGAUGGUCUCCUUCUACCGAAAGAGAACGCGAAAGAGUCGAGGGCGACGAAGUGAUCGGAAUGGAACUUUAA